AUGAAGCAGCUGAGCAGCUCCUUAUCGUCGUUCAAAGCUUCAGAGCACCAGGCUGCUGGUCACUAUGGCUGCAUGACACUGGACUCCCUAUUUAUCAAGCCCGCCACACGUCAAGAAUUGGAUUUUUACACAGAAACAUUGAGACGAGAUGCCACUAAAGAAGGCAUUCUCAGUGAAGAAGAUCUGGAAGGUAUCGCUUUGGGUUCUUUAAUAUCACAUUGGAUGUCAACGUUUUUGGGUAGCUUACAAGAGGGCGAGUUAUCGAACAAACCGAUCCUGGAACAAGACUCGCUCACAUCAACGUCAACAUCCAAAACUGGUACUCAAACUCAACACGAUAAAGAAUAUAUUGUGCUUCAGAAUCUAUAUCAUGGGUUUAAGAGCCCGAGCAUAUUGGAUAUUAAACUAGGAUCCAAAUUGACUGAUGAUUCAGUAACUUCCGUAGAAAAAAUUAAAAGAUUGCAAAAUGUUAGCGAAACUACAACUAGUGGAACCCAUUCGUUUCGAAUAUGUGGCAUGAAAGUGUACAAUGGAAAUAGUGACAACAAGCCCAACGAGCUUUUUCCGGGUAUGGAUGAAACGAUAACUACAGUUGAUGCAGGAACCAAUGACGAUUCGUCAUCACAGGGGCAUUACUUGGUUUAUGACAAGAUUUUUGGUCGGUCGUUGAAUUCAACUACGAUUCAGCGAGGCUUGGAGCUCUAUUUUCAUUCCAUCGCUUCAAACAACAAGCAACAGUUUCUUUGUCUCGUUAGUAAUUUCAUUCAUCGUUUGCAGCUUUUAUACAAUUGUUUAUUGGACUACGAAACAAGACUGUAUUCAGCUAGUCUCUUGUUUAUCUAUGAAAGUGAUCCACAGGCAUGGGAGAAUGUUUCUGUUGAUAAUUAUGACUUGCGCGACCCAUUGAUUAAAGAAUUUGAAGUAAGUGAUAAUGAUGAUGAAGAAGAGGAAGAAGAAGAAGAAGAUGAUGAUGAUGAUGAUGACAACAAAGACGGUUGGACAUCGAAUGACUCUGUUGCGAUUGAAAAGCAGGCGUUACACAAUGUAGCAACAGCUUACAAUAUAGUCAAGCAAUCGCAAUCAAACGAUGUUGAAAAAGACCCCAGAAGUGUUCCUCGUCUGGUUCCAUUGAGCAGUUUACAUUUGAUAGAUUUCGCUCAUUCCAAGUAUGUUGAUGGAGAAGGGUAUGAUGAAAAUGUGAUUGAGGGCGUCGAAAACUUGAUAAAGCUUUUCGAAGACAUCAAGCUGUCCUACACUUAG
Molecule: messenger RNA, 1260 nt
Organism: Lodderomyces theae
Lineage: Eukaryota; Fungi; Ascomycota; Pichiomycetes; Serinales; Debaryomycetaceae
Gene: IPK2
Product: inositol polyphosphate multikinase
Exons: 1
Coding region: 1-1260 (419 amino acids)
Biological process (GO): inositol phosphate biosynthetic process; phosphatidylinositol phosphate biosynthetic process
Cellular component (GO): nucleus; cytoplasm
Molecular function (GO): inositol-1,4,5,6-tetrakisphosphate 3-kinase activity; inositol hexakisphosphate kinase activity
Source: RefSeq, a predicted model, not a curated record